GCCAUGCUGUACUCGCUGUUCUUAGUGCCAUCUCUGUUCCUGCUGGUGAUGCCUGUCCCUAGCCAUGCCUGGUCACGGCCCCUCUGGUACCAAGUAGGGCUGGACUUGCAGCCCUGGGGCUGCCAGCCAAAUAGUCUGGAUAGCUGCAGGAGCAGUCUGAGCUGCCCUGGCUACUGGCUGGCCCUGGGAAGAAAUCGCAUCUACCCUGUGGCUGGAAUCACACUCACCACCACCACCAUCCUGAUCAUUAGGCGUCUGAUGUUGAGCCGGUGGCGAUCUCAGGUCACCAAGGGUCAGCUCCCACAGGUGACCUCCAGCCCCUGCAGACUCUGGAAACGGCAGGUCGCCGUCUCUGACCGCAUCCUGGUCCUCAGGGUCCUCCACAUGCUGGAUGCCAUCCUGCCCCACAUUGAGAGCCACCUGCAACGCCUGGCUUCGCAGCAGCAAAUCCAAAUAAAAGGGAUUCCCACCUAGUCU
Molecule: messenger RNA, 477 nt
Organism: Acomys russatus (golden spiny mouse)
Lineage: Eukaryota; Metazoa; Chordata; Mammalia; Rodentia; Muridae
Gene: Tmem89
Product: transmembrane protein 89
Exons: 2
Coding region: 4-474 (156 amino acids)
Source: RefSeq, a predicted model, not a curated record